This is a messenger RNA of Cladocopium goreaui, 936 nucleotides long. The record is from the annotation of a GenBank genome assembly. NCBI's taxonomy places the organism in Eukaryota, Dinophyceae, Suessiales, Symbiodiniaceae.
AUGCUGAAGAACGCUGACCUGCAGCGUUUGCUGGAGAGCGACGGCGACGGCGGCGACGGCGACGCUGAAGCAACGACAGAGGAUGUCGAGGAUGUCGAGGAGGCAAUUCAGAAGGUGACUCCUGAGGAUCCUGAGAAAGAGACGGAGGUGGUGCUUUGUGACGGUGCGGUGAGGUACCAAAUGAUCAAGAGGGCUGCGGAGCGGAGUGCCCGCAUAGGCGACGGUUGCAGCAUCGCUUACCGCACGGCCGAAGGUGAACCCCUUUCAGAGGCUGUGUUGGGUGCUGCAACUUUGCCCUGGGCCUUGGAAGUCACCGCGCGACGACUUCAAGUGGGAGACGUGGUGGAUGUCGUGGCCACCGGGGAACAUGCCCUGGCCGACGAUGACACCUUGGACCACGGCGCUUCCUCCUCCAGAAAAUGGCGCUUUGAAGUUGCAACAGUCAAAGGCACUGCUCAAGAUAAGUUCCGCCUUACCGUGGAGGAGCGAAUCGAAGUGGCACAGCAGCUGCGUGAGAGGGGCAACGCGAUGUUGAAACAAGGACGUUUGCUGCGUGCAUGCGACCACUACGAACGCGGCUCCGGACUGAUGGACGUCAUUGAAGCCGAGGACAUGGGAAUGCCAGGCUCCAAGAAGGAUGCCACAGCAGUGGCCAACAACCGACGACUCCGAGAGUGUCAACAGCCUUUGCUGUUGAACUGGGCCUUGGCGCUUAUGCGGAGGAAGCAGUGGCACGAGGCCGAGCGCAAGUGCUCGGAGGUGCUUCUGGACAUCGACGGCGCCUGCGUCAAGGCGCUCUUCCGGCGCGGCCAGUGUCAAGUGCAGCUGGGCAACUUGGAAGAUGCUAAGAAGGACUUGCUGAAAGCCCGCGAUCUUGAGAAUUCCAUCGCGGACACUUGGCUGUCGCCGUUGACAUACCCGGUGUUCAGUGACUAA